AUGGAAUUGUACGGACUUAUUUUCUUAGCAAAUAAUGUUUCAAACUUCGUUCCUUUACAAAAUGUUUCUGCUGAGGCAAAAAUUGUUGAUAUGAUUGCUGAAACAACGGUUUGUCAAACCUAUAAAAAUUAUGAAAAUGAUAUAAUUGAAGCUAUCUAUAAAUUCCCACUUUAUGAAGCUGCAGCAGUAUAUAAAUUUGAAGCUGAAAUUGAUGGAAAGAGAAAAGUUAAAGGGAUUGUUAAAGAUUCCAAUAAAGCCGCAGAAGAAUAUGACAAUGCAAUUAAGCAAGGUCAUGGAGCUUAUCUAUUAGAAGAAGAACUUCCUGAUAUUUUUCAAUGCACAAUUGGUAAUAUCAAAGCUGUUACUUAUUCUUCAAAAACUGAUUGCUAUUUGGAACUUGCUAUUACAUGUAGAAUGACUUCAGUUAUUCAAAGCAUCGAAUCACCAUCACAUCAUAUUUCAACUGAAUUAAAUAUUGAUGGUAAUCCAAAUGUCUCAAGGAUUACUCUAGCUGAACAAAUUACUUAUCUAGAAAAAGAUUUUAUACUUGUUGUUAAAAGCCUCGAUCUCGAUAAACCAAGGGCAUUUAUUGAAUACGAUCCUAAAACAGAAACAAAUUGUGUAAUGCUGACUUUAGUACCAAAGUUCGCUCUUAAUACAAUAAUGUCAGAAUUAAUUUUUGUGAUUGAUAGAGCAUCCGACGCACUUCAAUUGCUGCUUCGUUCAUUACCUGAAAAUUGUUUUUUCAAUGUUGUAUCAUUCGGUACCAAAUUUGAUAGUUUAUUCGAAAAAAGUCAACCUUAUUCUGAAGAAAAGUUUUCACAAGCACUUAAUCAUGCUCAAAUAAUGACUGCAAAUUAUGGAGGAACUGAAAUUUAUAAUCCUAUAAAAUGGGCAUUUGAAAAUUCAAGAAAUGAUAUGCCCACUUCCGUUUUCAUUCUUACUGAUGGCAGGGUUAAUAAUGUUGAUAGAAUUAUAGAUUUUAUUAAAUCUUGUCAAGAAAAGAAAAAGGAUGAUUUAAGGUUCUUUUCAAUUGGAAUUGGUGAUGCAGUUUCCUAUCAUUUAGUCGAAUCUAUUUCCCGAGUUGGCAAAGGAUAUUCACAAUUUAUUGCAAAUACUGAAAGAAUGGAUAAAAAGGUUCUUGGCAUGCUAAAAAAUGCUAUAAUGCCUCCCAUUAAAGAUUAUAACAUUACUUGGACUGAUGAGACCUUUAAUGAUGAUCCGCCGAUAGUAAUUGAACCGAUUGAUAGACCAACAAUUAGUAUCUUUGGUGAUAAUACUACACCACCGCCGCCAGCUGUUCAAAACAUCUUUUCUGACAUGAAAGUUAAACAAGCACCAUUUUUAAUUCCACCAAUUUAUCCUGGUGCUCGAUUUAUAGUUUAUUGCAUUUUAGAAAAAGGCGUUGAAGCUUCUAAAGAAAUUGUAUUGAAUGCAGAGUCUAAUGAUGGUCCGAUGAAGCUUUCAGUUCCAUUAGAUCCUUUUAUAUUACAAGGAUCAAAAAUACACGCACUUGCGGCCAGAAAACUUAUUCAAGAUCUUGAAGAUGGUACUUCA
Messenger RNA from Scutellospora calospora, 1557 nucleotides. The record is from the annotation of a GenBank genome assembly. NCBI's taxonomy places the organism in Eukaryota, Fungi, Glomeromycota, Glomeromycetes, Diversisporales, Gigasporaceae.